Molecule: messenger RNA, 3923 nt
Organism: Acipenser ruthenus (sterlet)
Lineage: Eukaryota; Metazoa; Chordata; Actinopteri; Acipenseriformes; Acipenseridae
Product: nuclear prelamin A recognition factor-like
Exons: 12
Coding region: 389-1762 (457 amino acids)
Cellular component (GO): lamin filament
Molecular function (GO): lamin binding
Source: RefSeq, a predicted model, not a curated record
UCAAUGUCUUUUCGCUCGUGCUGAUUUCUAUUCCCUGUAAGGAACAGAGCAAGGUGCAAAAACAGGUUUAUAUAACAGUACCGAAACACAAGGCCGCAAUAAAAUAAAAAAAUAAAACCUGAAAAAUAACAUUGAAAAACGCCUGCGGUAACCCCGCCGCGGUGCACAUUGUGUGGAACCAAAGAGGUUUAACGGAAGACAUGUUGUGUAUACACAUGUUAUAUACAUAUACACACACACUUCAGUCUCAGAAUCACAAGUUUGUAAUGCUGAUGACACAUGGAUUAUAAAGAGUGUAUUUGCGAUAAUUAGUCGGUGUAACACGGAGAGAGAGAGUGAGGAGAAUUCACCAGAUAACAGUUGGCUGGAAGAAGAUAAGCGACCGCAAAUGAAGUGUGAGAAUUGCACCAAGACGGAAUGCAGUAAGAAGCAGAAGAACGAUGAGAGCCAAAGGUCCACCGGGGAAUCGGUCGACACGACAGAGGAGAAUGGGGAGACCAGUGAGUUUCACAAGCUGGCGGGUAAGCGGGUGUACCUGAGUGACUGCCUGGCCUGUGACAGGUGUGUCUCGGAGGAGGAGAGCCGGAGAAUUUCUCAACAGAACCAGAAGGAGCUGUUCAGGAUCCUAAACCUCAACAAGAAAUGCGAUACCUCAAAACACAAAGUGCUGGUCGCCUCCCUUUGCCCACAGUCACUGCCUUACUUUGCUGUGAAGUUAAACCUCUGCAUUCCUGAAGCCACCAAGAAACUCUGCAGCUUCCUGAAAAGCCUGGGGUUCCAUCACGUGUUUGAUGCCACCCUGGCAGCUGACUUCAGCAUCCUGGAGAGCCAGAAAGAGUUUGUGGAGCGCUACCGGCAGAGGAAUCAAGACCAGCAGGCCCUGCCAAUGUUUACCUCUGCCUGCCCUGGUUGGAUUCGCUAUGCAGAGCGAGUGCUAGGCAGCCAGGUGACCCCUCACAUCUGCACAGCCAAGUCCCCUCAGCAGAUCAUGGGCUCCCUGGUCAAGGACUACUUUGCCAAACAGCAGGGGCUGGCCCCAGACAAGCUGUACCAUGUGGUGGUGGCUCCCUGCUUUGAUAAGAAGCUGGAGGCCCUGCGAGAGGAGUUCUACAACAGUCUGCAGGACUCUCAGGAUGUGGACUGUGUUCUCACCUCAGGGGAAAUCAUUCACUUGAUGGAACAGAGGAAUGUGUCUGUGGAGGACUUGGAGUCCACCCCUUUAGAUCACGUGUUUGGGGACACAGAGGAGGCUGAUCUUGCCCGGCAUGAUGGGAGCGGGGCAGAGGGCUCCCUGGAACACAUUUUCAAGUUCUCUGCAAAGGAGUUGUUUGGAGUGGAGGUGGAGGAAAUAGUUUAUCAAUCACUAAAAAACCGUGAUUUCCAGGAGGUGACCCUGCAGAGGGAUGGAGAGCCGCUCUUGCAGUUCGCUGCAGUCUACGGCUUCCGAAACAUCCAGAACAUGAUCCACAAAUUGAAGAAGGGUCGCUUCCCUUACCAGCUGGUGGAGGUGCUGUCCUGCCCUGGAGGCUGUCUGAAUGGGAAGGGACAGACAGAGAGUGGGAAAGUUGACGGGGCCCUGCUGCAGCAGAUGGGGGAGGUGUACACCAGCCUGCCUGUGCAACUGCCUGAGACCAGCGCCCAGGUGCACAGACUCUACAGUGACUGGCUGCAGGGACCCGAGUCCCAGCAGACCCGGGAGGCCCUGCACACUCAUUACAGGCCAGAGAACCCAGCCAACAGCACUGCAGACUUCAAGUGGUAGUGUGGAUGACCACCUGCAACAUUAUCAUUACCAUCUUGUGCUGAAGAUCUUUUAAGUGCUUUGCAUAUUUAUUUUUGCUGUUUUUAUUUUCAAAAUAUGAAGCUACAGUUACCCUUCCUGUAGUGAAGGUCACAUGGUCUGCUUUUACAUACAGCAUACAACACAGAGAAAGGGUACCAGAAACAAACUUUCAUUCUGCAUUAAAUUAAGACGAACAGACAACCAAGGAAUCUUUGGCACAAGAAAUGUGUACCACUGGAGGUAAAAUAAAGGAUUUUAAAGUUUUGGGUAUAACUGCUGCCAUAGCACUGUAUAUAGUAAGGCCACCAUCAUUCAAAUUGUUCUUGAGAGAUAAGUGCCUGCUCCUCGUUCUUACCUGAAAGCAAAUUCGACAAUGUCUUAAACUUACUCCAUAGAUCCAGAGUAAUGAAACUCAGACCUUAAGAGCAUAGGGAGGAAAGGGACACAGGCUGGGAACCACUUGAGUUAUGUUGCCACUAUCCUUACCAAGUAGCAAAUAUCUACAACUGCUAAAGAAACACUCAGUAAUAGAAUACAACACACCCCUUUGCUUGUCACCCAAUACAAAUUCCAGAUUUGGGGGGGGGGGGGGGAAAGAGAAGAGACGAUACUUCUGAAUCAGAUUAAAUCUCCCAACCCCGCUCCAGCUUGAAACUGAUUUGCUUGCAAAACAUAGAGGGUUUACGAGUUGAUUCACUUGAAUCAGAUUAGAUGCAGAUAAACAAGAUUAUGAUGAUCUGAUCACUAUUAGCUUGUGUGCGUUUCUUAGAAGUACAGUUGCACCCCGUGUUAUCAAAGAAAUUUCCCUCAUUUAUCUAAAUGCAGACCCUUGGUGAACAACCACAUAAUGAUAGUACUGUAUUAACUUUCACAAAAUGAUACAUUGCCAGCCACUAGAAACUUUAUUCACAGAAUUGCAUCUUCAUCUGGAUAAUCUGAGCAGCAGAUGUGCCUGAAAAGAACUGUGUCGUUACUCUUUCUUCUAUUUUGUGUACAUUGUUCUUGCAGGAAGUCAAACAUACCCGAAGAUAAAAAUCAACCAGAGAAUGGAAAUUAACUCAUCACUUUACUGAAUCAACCACCCUUUGAUGCGGUCUAGUCAGUUGAUUUAAGUGAAUCACCUAGCAUUUUAAGAUUGAGACCAUAAAAAUUGUGUGUGUGUGUGUAUAUAUAUAUAUAUAUAUAUAUAUAUAUAUAUAUAUAAAUAAAUGAACAUAAUUUAGAUAUUUUAUUUAUCAUCUAAUCAAAGAAACAAGAUGAUAUCACAAAAGUCUAGUGUUUCAUGUUAGAUUUUGAAAUGUCACACUUGUCAGUUUUUCAUUAAGUAUAUGGAAAACUACAAAGCAGUAUGUAAUUCAAUAUGUUAACGUAACAUUAUUCAGCAGGCUUCAUUCAACUAUGAUAUUCACAACAGCACCCUAUAAAGACCAUUGUGGUGCUACUCCUAGAAUCAACAGGACUGCUCAUUCAUAUCUGUUCAUGUGUGUACUGAAUGGUUUGAACUGGUUUCAGUAGAGGCUGAUUUUACUGUCUUGUAUCUCAAUCAACGUUUCAUUUUUAAUGUAUUUUUUAGCUUUAAAUUGUAAAGAGUUUCCAAUAACGUUUUCUUUCUGUACCCGAGUUCAAGCUCCCCUUCGGUUCUAGUUGCUUGGAUAUACUAUAUGUAACUUGUGGUGAGCUCAUCCACAGUGUCUGUAGAAUGACGUGCCAGUGCCAUCAUGAGCUCGGGUACUUCAGAUCAAGUUUGUGUUAGAAUUGCUGGCACUCUUUUAAAGGCACUUUCCCUGAUCUAGCCUAUGUUACUUAUGUCGGGCAGGAAAUUAAAACUGAAGUUCUUGAACUCAGUCGAAACACUAUACACAAUAUUUGAGUGAUUGCAAUAAGACGCCCUCUCAUUACAUCAUAGUAAUAAAAAAAUGUCAUUCGAUGCUUUGUACUCAAACACUAUGCAGAUAUUGCAGGACCUGCUUUCCAGAUAUGUGGACAUCUUUACCUGGACUCUGGAAACCCUAUACUUUAAAUGCAUCAUGUCUGCCAACAAGAACCAACAAGAAAAUGUGAAAUAUUCAGUUAAAAACCACCUGGAGCUCACAUAUUGCGUAUACUAAUGGACCUUUAAUAAACUUAAUAAAAAAAUGGA